AUGAAGUUCACCUGUAUAAUACUUCUACACGCAUUCAUUUGCUGGUUCUUCAAGAUGACCAUCGCGAGUCAGUGUAAGGCAGCAUCUUACUCCAUACAAGAUCACGUGCUUAUAAACCACGUCGUCAAGGCCGGGCCUGCAGAGCUGAUUGAACACUGCAUCUCCCGGUGCAUCGAACGUCCCGGUUGCCAUAGCAGUAACUUUUAUCGGAUAAGCAAAUGGUGUGAACUGAAUGAUAAAACGCACGCUUCCCAUCCUGAAGAUAUGAGACAAGUUCCAUUUACAAACUACAUGGAGAAUACUGUUAGACCUCUCACCUGCAGAAACGACUCAGACUGCGGCAGAAGUUUGUUUUGCUUUCUAUCGAAGUGCGAAGGUGAGUUGGGGGAUUACUUCAUCUUACUUUGACCUUCCUUGUUACGUAUUAGUAAAAGUAAAGCAAUCAAAUAUAAUUAGCUUUUACGGGAGCCCAUCAAAUGGGCUCCUGGCUUCUAAAAGGAUUUUAAACCUGUUUUCUUUUUUCUUCCUUUUCACAGUAUGCAGUAUCCAUGCACUUGGGAUGGAAAGUAAAGCAUUGCCGAAUUCAGCCAUUACAGCGUCCUCUUUUUGGACGAAGCACCCUGGGCACGACCCUUGGCUUGCCCGGCUCAAUAAUGUUCCAAAACGUGGCAGCACGGGCUCCUGGUCAGCAAAAUUUAAUAAAACCGGCGAGUGGUUACAAGUUGAUCUCGGGGAGGAAAGGCUGCUAACAAACCUGUCCACACAGGGGAGGCCUUCCGUGAAUCAAUGGGUGAAGUCCUACAACAUUUUGUUCAGUUCGGACAGCGUCAAAUGGGAGUCAUACAAGGAAAAUAAUGCUGUAAAGGUAUGUGAUCGUGAUUUUAUUUCUUAACACGAUUCUAAUACUGGGAUGGUCGAGGCCACAAGCAAAGUCAAUAGCAGAAGGAUGGCUACUGACAAGGUUCUACGAACAAGCAAAAACUUGCGAGUCGAAAAUCUCACAAAUUUCGUAUUUUCUUGAUCUAGUUGGAAAAUAAUCUAACACAAUGAUUGUAGUUGCCAUCAACGGCUCGAUCUAGUGAAAAGGUGGAUAUCAGGAAGCUCAGUUACCGUAUUAUCAACAAAACUAACGGUAAUAAAUUGAGGGUGUAAAUUCAAAUUUUCUGUCCAUUGUUUCACACGGCUUUUCUUGAUUGUUUGGGUGUUAAGAAAAUGCAUCCGCUGCUAAUUAUUUAUCAUAAAUUUUGAACAAUCUACUAGACGUUUCGGGGUUAAUUGUACUACUUUUUUUGCCGAUCGACAUAUGUUAUUAUUUUAAUUUAUUAUUAUUAUUUUUUUUUUUUUUCAGGUUUUCGCGGCAAAUUCUGACCGUCAAACCAUCGUGUCCCACGCACUAACUCCAAGGUUCCGGGCAAGAUACGUGCGAUUUGUUGCCAUGACGUGGCAUAGCCGUGCAUCCAUGCGAGUUGAACUGUAUGGCUGUGCUGCACCAUAA
Porites lobata is the source of this 1495-nucleotide messenger RNA. NCBI's taxonomy places the organism in Eukaryota, Metazoa, Cnidaria, Anthozoa, Scleractinia, Poritidae. The record is from the annotation of a GenBank genome assembly.